Meriones unguiculatus (Mongolian gerbil) is the source of this 2692-nucleotide messenger RNA. It is a transcript of the gene Men1, whose product is annotated as menin 1. NCBI's taxonomy places the organism in Eukaryota, Metazoa, Chordata, Mammalia, Rodentia, Muridae. The record is from RefSeq and is a predicted model, not a curated record. Gene Ontology annotation, biological process: regulation of transcription by RNA polymerase II; negative regulation of cell cycle; negative regulation of cell population proliferation. Bases 154 to 1983 code for a protein of 609 amino acids. Gene Ontology annotation, molecular function: Y-form DNA binding; transcription cis-regulatory region binding; chromatin binding. Gene Ontology annotation, cellular component: chromatin; nucleus; histone methyltransferase complex. The transcript is spliced from 10 exons.
UUUGCGAGGGCGGGCCGAACAGGGAGUCCACUUUCCCGGCAGGCGGUGCGGCCAGAGGAGGAGGCGCGGGACUUCAUUUCCCAGCAGGCGUCAGGCGGCGGGCGCCGCGGUGCCUUGUGUGGGAUGUAAGCGCGGAGGCCACCGCCCGCCGCCAUGGGGCUGAAGGCCGCCCAGAAGACACUGUUCCCUCUGCGCUCUAUUGACGACGUGGUGCGCCUGUUCGCUGCGGAGCUGGGCCGGGAGGAGCCUGACCUGGUGCUCCUCUCCUUGGUCCUGGGCUUCGUGGAGCAUUUCCUGGCUGUCAACCGUGUCAUCCCCACCAACGUGCCCGAGCUCACCUUCCAGCCCAGCCCCGCACCUGACCCUCCUGGCGGCCUCACCUACUUCCCGGUGGCCGACCUAUCCAUCAUUGCUGCCCUCUAUGCCCGAUUCACCGCUCAGAUCCGUGGCGCUGUGGACCUCUCCCUCUACCCUCGAGAGGGGGGCGUUUCCAGCCGCGAACUGGUAAAAAAGGUCUCGGACGUCAUAUGGAACAGCCUCAGCCGCUCCUACUUCAAGGACCGAGCCCACAUCCAGUCCCUCUUCAGCUUCAUCACAGGCACUAAGCUGGACAGCUCGGGCGUGGCCUUUGCGGUGGUAGGAGCCUGCCAGGCCCUGGGUCUCCGAGAUGUCCAUCUGGCCUUGUCUGAGGACCAUGCUUGGGUGGUGUUUGGGCCCAAUGGGGAGCAGACUGCUGAGGUCACCUGGCACGGCAAAGGCAACGAGGAUCGCAGGGGUCAGACGGUCAAUGCUGGUGUGGCGGAACGGAGCUGGCUGUACCUAAAAGGAUCGUACAUGCGUUGUGACCGCAAGAUGGAGGUGGCGUUCAUGGUGUGUGCCAUCAACCCUUCCAUUGAUCUUCACACUGACUCCUUGGAGCUGCUGCAGCUGCAGCAGAAGCUGCUCUGGCUGCUGUAUGACCUAGGACAUCUGGAAAGGUACCCCAUGGCACUAGGGAACUUGGCAGAUCUGGAGGAGCUGGAGCCCACCCCUGGUCGGCCAGACCCACUCACCCUCUAUCACAAGGGAAUCGCCUCAGCCAAGGCCUACUACCAGGAUGAGCACAUCUACCCCUACAUGUACCUGGCUGGCUACCACUGUCGUAACCGCAACGUGCGCGAAGCCCUGCAGGCCUGGGCCGACACUGCCACUGUUAUCCAAGACUACAACUACUGCCGGGAGGAUGAGGAGAUCUACAAGGAAUUCUUUGAAGUGGCCAAUGAUGUCAUCCCCAAUCUGCUGAAGGAGGCAGCCAGCCUACUAGAAGCAGGCGAGGAGCGGCCAGGGGAGCAAGCCCAGGGCACCCAGGGCCAAGGUUCUGCCCUCCAGGACCCAGAGUGCUUUGCCCACCUGCUGCGAUUCUAUGAUGGCAUCUGCAAAUGGGAGGAGGGCAGCCCCACGCCAGUGCUGCACGUGGGCUGGGCAACUUUCCUUGUGCAGUCCCUAGGCCGCUUUGAGGGACAGGUGCGGCAGAAGGUGCACAUAGUUAGCCGGGAAGCAGAGGCAGCAGAGACUGAAGAGCCGUGGGGGGAUGAAGCUCGAGAAGGCAGGCGGCGGGGCCCCCGCCGAGAGUCCAAACCUGAGGAGCCUCCGCCACCCAAGAAGCCUGCAUUGGACAAGGGCCCCGCGGGGCAAAGUGCAGGGUCAGGACCACCCCGGAAAGCGCCAGGGACUGUCCCAGGUACUGCCCGUGGCUCCGAAGUCGGCAGUGCUGCUCAAGCUCCAGCACCUGCGGCGUCACCGCCACCGGGGGGCCCAGUGCUCACUUUCCAGAGCGAGAAGAUGAAGGGCAUGAAGGAGCUACUGGUGGCCACCAAGAUCAACUCCAGUGCCAUCAAGCUGCAGCUCACGGCACAGUCGCAAGUGCAGAUGAAGAAACAGAAAGUGUCCACACCCAGCGACUACACACUCUCUUUCCUUAAGCGGCAGCGCAAGGGCCUCUGAACUGUUAGGGAUUCUGUGACUUACUCCCCGCAGGCUUCUCCCUAGUCCCCUAAUUCAAGACCAGACUCCGCCCAUAGUCCGAGGGGCCCCAGAGCUGUCCUGCAGUGACUGGGGCCUUCAGUUAACGCUCCUUCUCAGGCCCCAGAGCGGUAGCCCGGUUCUUAGAGCCCAGGUCUCCUCUUCCACCAGCCGACCAACAAACGUCAUUGUGGGUCCAUGGAACCAAUCCUGAAAGGUCCAACCCCUGAAAUUCAAUGGACCGUGACAGGAACCCUAGUCAAGCCUGAACAGGUCGGCAUGAGGGUGGGGGCUGAUGUUGACCUUAGCCCAGGAGCGCAGAUGCUAUCCAGGACUCCAGUCCCUAGGGAUGGAUUUCUGCACUUUAGAGUGCCAUCCUUUGGGAAUCAGAGUCUCCUACCCCAAAGAACUUACAUAUUGCUGCCUGAAUUUGGAAAUCUUCGCUUCCUCGCCUCCCUAGCCCCAGAGUCCAGGACCUGAAGCUCCGACUCUUGUCUGUGAAUAAUACUGAGCCUCGCCUGCUUCCUGACCAAACUGGCCCCAGAACAGAGCAGGAGCUCUUCCAGCCCUCUGGGAACCUCCCCGAGGUCCCAGGAGGAAAUCUGCACGGGGUGGGGGAGGGCCAGUCUCUUCCUGUUUUGUACAUAGAUUUAUUUUUCAGUUCCAAGGAAGAUAAAUACAUUUUGUUACA